Molecule: messenger RNA, 1152 nt
Organism: Didymella exigua CBS 183.55
Lineage: Eukaryota; Fungi; Ascomycota; Dothideomycetes; Pleosporales; Didymellaceae
Exons: 4
Coding region: 1-1152 (383 amino acids)
Source: RefSeq, a predicted model, not a curated record
AUGGGAGAUUCUUUCACGACUGAGGCGUUCACCCUUCUUGGCGUAGGAAUCGCCAUCAUCGCUUUGAGAAUCGUUGCACGCGCGACUACGGUGGGAUUCAAGCAUUUUCAGUUUGACGACUAUCUGAUGUGCGUCGCUGCUGUCAUAUACUCACUCGAGACAGCGGCAGCAUACAUUGUCGGCGCCUGGUGGUUUGGACUUGCGAACAAUGGCAUGACAGACGAACAACGCAGCACACUCGACCCCAAGUCCCACGAGUACUCUUUACGAGUCGGCGGAUCAAAGACGCAAUUGGUUGGCUGGAGUCUAUACACGCUGCUGUUAUGGACACUGAAAAUAUGCAUGUGCCACUUCUACUCGCGGCUGACAGCCGGACUCUAUCACCUUGAGCUGCGCGUGAAGAUCGGCUAUUUCAUUAUCGGUGCGACAUACAUCGCAACCGAGCUCUCGAUCCUGUUGGGUUGUCGACCAUUCAAGAGGAACUGGCAGAUACAUCCAAACCCAGGCAAUUUUUGUCAGCCAGCCAUAUCCAAAAUUGACCUCUACGUCACCGUCGUCCUCAAUGUUCUAACAGACCUCUACCUAAUGUUGAUCCCGAUGCCAAUGCUGUGGAAGGCCAGUCUCGAGAUCAAGCGAAAGCUGUCACUGAUCCUGGUCUUUGGAGGUGGUGUUUUCGUCAUGAUGGCCGGAAUACUGCGCUGCGUGUUGAUCAUCAAGGACCCGAUCCACGGCGCACAAGCUGCAGGGAGCUGGGCGGUUCGUGAAACAUUCGUCGCAGUGGUCAUCGGAAACGUACCAAUGAUCUACCCGCUCACACGCCGUGGUGUCGAGAAGGUGUACUCAAUGGCCGGUGCUUCGAGGUAUGGACGCAGUCAGCGCAGCAAUGGAUACCAGUGCCAGGGCGACUCACUGCCCCUCAAGUCCGGUCCCGCGCGUCGAGCAAAAAUUCGCAGCGUUCAUGCUCUGCCAACUACCUGGAAUGAUGAUCUGGCGAUAGAUGGAUGGGAAAGCGAGAGAUCAGGGGAGAUCAGCCGCGCAGGGUCGCACUCGAGGAAGACCAGCGCUGUCGAGACGCAAGAAGCCCUGGGACCGCUAGGAGGGAUCCAGGUGACACGAGAAACGAUCCUGCACACUGAGAUGAGGAAGGCGUGA